Solenopsis invicta (red fire ant) is the source of this 2542-nucleotide messenger RNA. RefSeq lists its product as uncharacterized. NCBI's taxonomy places the organism in Eukaryota, Metazoa, Arthropoda, Insecta, Hymenoptera, Formicidae. Bases 109 to 366 code for a protein of 85 amino acids. The record is from RefSeq and is a predicted model, not a curated record. The transcript has a single exon.
AAUCUGAAAAGGGGUCCGACACAGGCUUGGAAUCAAAAUCGACCGCUUCCGCCAAAUCCCGCGAGUCAGCAGCCUACAUGGGAGUUCGAGUCGCGCUCGCAGACUAAUAUGAAUCAGUUUCGAUCGUUGGUGCGGAACAAAGCGCCUAACAUUCGCAUCCAGGAUCAAAUGCAAGAUCAGGUCAGAACUUUGGAUAGGAAUUUCUCGCGCAGUCAGUUUAACGGUACCGCCCCGCAGAACAACACGGUGCCGAACAUGUAUGGUACAUACAAUCGAGCGCAGGGGAGGCAGGAAAAGCCGACAGUGGCCACGCUGAGUCAGGUACAGGGUAGCGAUCCUAAUCUGUACGCUGUAACGGAACUCUAAUCAUGGAAAAUGAAAGAGGAUGAGGGAUCGUGAGUAUUCGCAGAAUAGAUACGUCAUCGUUUUAUAGAGUUUUAUUUUUCAAUGAAACUCAGAACAUGCGAUUCGGAGUUCUUAUGAAAAUAAAAAAAGCAGAACAGAAAACGGAAAAGAAAACGGCAAACUGGAUUUCGGGGACCUGCGAUAAAAGUGAGAGAAACAGGGGGGCGAAAAAAAAUUUUUAGAAAACUUAGGAGAACUUGUGUGAGACAUACUUUAUAUCCGAGAUUUUGUACUUGUAUAUCAUGUACAGUAAUUGUGGUACGUCCUUCUACGUUAUCCUCCCUCUUUGUUAUCGCGUUCUUGAUUAGACCGCGCGCGAAGUAUCCAGGGCACAGGUUGAUAUGCAUACUUGAAACGGCGACUGUACGUAUUUAUAUUGCUUGUUGGCUGGCUGGAGAGCUGCAUGAACGGACAUGCACAAAAGAAACCUUCACACAAAGCUUUACAUUGAUAUCGUUUACAGAGAUACUGCUCGCUUGUUCAUUCUAAAUUAGCCGUUAAUUUCGCGUGCGAAACGUUUAGCCGGGGAGUCAAAUAAUGCGAUUCCCGAAGAAGAUACCAAAACACGAUGAGGGAACUACUAAGAUAUAUGGUUUUUAUAUACUUUUUACAUUUUAAUCGAACGAAUCUAUGUUGAAUUUUCUGUGAGAGAUAUUUAAUAUACUUUAUAUGUGUGUGAAAACGUAUACAUAUACAUCUAGUUACCGCACGAAUGUCUGGGUAAUUUUCACAAGACUCUUUGGCAGACUUGGAUUGAUUAUCGGCCACGCUCGAUACUGCCAAUGCUCAGGCAAAUUACUUUUUAAGUACAAAGAUGGUGGUAGCACAGGCGUUAUGGGUUUUCAGUUUUUUACGUGCAAACGAAAAAAGGGCUGAAAGGGGAAACUGAAAAAAGGAAAUAAUCGUCCAACGUAUCGACGAAAGAUAUUUGGAAACAUACUUCCACAGGCGGUAUUAGUUAAAGAUACUCUUUUUAAAAGACAGUGAAAAAAAAAUGAAUCUGUCACGAAAAACUGAAUCUUAUUAUACUUCGUAAGGGUUGAGAAUGAAUUUUCUGCGGAGCACAGUCUUCCUGAAACAUUCUGUAACACCAGAGAUAUACCGGGCAUAUCUGGCAAUUAUUCGGUACCUAUCGAAUCGGACGAUCAGGUUCGAGUGCGUCGGGAAAAUAAUUUCGUGCCUGAAUAAUAGCCGGUUGGACAAGUGUUGUUUACUAUUAUAAGUAUCCAGCGUGUAUCCGAUUGGCGAUGCCUCUUCAAUCGCCACGGAUGCCUGUCUUUGAUAAUAUCCGGUAUAUCUCUUUCUCUCUAUAAUUGAUACUAUCUAAAAGUUUGUAUAAGAAUCGAUAGAUUUUCAGCAAUCGCAAAUGACUUUGUACUGGCAUCCGCAUAUAAUUCAGUAAGUUUGUAUAUAAAGCAGUAACACUUAAGAUUAUCGAGUAAACGUGAAAAGUGUGAUAAAACCGAAUCUAGAUGUUAUUACGUAUUUUGCGUGGAAGCAUUUUGCCUUUUUUUUUCUUUUCUUUUUGGUUGACGAUUUGAUCAUGACUUUCGAUGCGGAAAGAGAAAUCGUGCCAUUCCAGGAAUACAUGCAUUUAAGGCAAACUACUUUCCAGAAUCUUCUUAGGGCUUGUGUUUAGUCGAGUGAAAAUCAAUUAUAUAAUCGCAAUACCGAGCAUUUUAAGAAGAGCGUGAAAUAGCAAAAGAACUUAAUUCAAUGUAAAUAAUUGUAAUAUUUAUUACAGAGAGCGAUAGCUCGUAGACAAGUAGCAUAUAGUUUAGUUAAAUGCUAAUUUAAGUUUCGACGAUAAAUACAUGAAUGUGCGUACGCGGGGUAUCGACCGCGCACGCGUAUUAGAAGUUGAACGAAUAUCGUUUUGUUCACUUUGGAGAUGAAGAAGCAUCCUAGUCACCGUAAUAAAGUAUAUAAAGUUGUGUACAUUCAUUAAUAAGAUCUCUUGCCAAAUUUUUAACCCGGCUCAAUUUGAAGAAAACGAAAAAAAAAGAUAAGACACGUAAAAAGAGGAAUCUUUUUUCUCACAAAAUAUUUGUAUCGUCACUAACUAAUACGUACGGAAGCUAUAUUAGUGCGUCAUUGCCCCCUGAUACAUGUUCUAGAUUUUAAGAAAAAUUGCUUA